AUGAAUGAGUUGGCUAGUAUAGAAAACAAAUCAAUUGAUGAGAAUAUGGGAGCUGAACAGAACGAUUUGAAUGAAAAAAAUGGAGAUUGUGAUAAGAAUUUAUUGAAUGAACACGAAGAUGUAAACAUUGUGAAGGUAAAAAAAGAAAGGGAUGGAAAUAUAAAAAAGAAAGAAAAUGAAAAAAUAAGUUUUGAUAUAUUUUCUUAUUUAAAUAAAGUAUAUCAAAAACAUGGGUUAUAUAAUGAAGAGAUAUCUCGAUUUUUACUUUAUAUUAAUAGAAGAAGAAGAAAAUUAAGAAGCAAAAUAUUAUUUAACGUAAAAAAAGUAGGGAAGUAUAUAUCUAAAAUAUACGAAUGUGAUGAUAUAGAUGAAUUAUUCUUAGAAUUAUUAUUAUUAGAUGUAGAAGCAUGUAGAUGUAGAUAUCUUGAAAUAAAAACAGAUGUGAAUAAUCUAAAAAAACCUUACAGAGCUACAUAUUCUUAUAUGAGACGUUUAAAAAAAUCUGUUCAAAAAAUGAACUUUCUUAUACAAACAAUAAAUAAUUUUGUAGAUAAAAAUACAGAAUUACAAAUCAAAUGUUACAAUUCAUUUAUUCAAGCAACUUAUCUUGUGGAAAAAAAGAAAUAUGAAGAAUGCUUAACAAAAACUGAUGAAUUUUUAAAAUUUAUUAAGCUCAUAAAAAGGAUAUCUCUAAAUACUCUCGCACAAACUAAUCAAAAGAAAGACAAUGAAAAUGUUAAUGACGAUACAUGUGAUAAGCAAGUUAUGAAGGAUAAGCGUGCUUCGCUUGUAUAUGAGCCUGAUGCUAUAACUUUACAAAAUGAAUUAUACUGUUCUAAAGGAAAUAAUGACUUGAUAAAUUCUGAAAAAUCAAUCGAUGAGACAUUCUAUUAUUUCUUAUCAGUCAUUAAUUCGUAUGAGCGUACGUGUUCGUAUAAUAUGAAGAAACAUAGAUUAAGUUAUAUAAAUGAAAAAUUACAAGAGGAUGAUUUUAAAUAUAAUUAUAGUAAUAGUAUAAUACAAAACAAUAAUAGUAAUAAUAACAAUAAUAAUAAUAAUAAUAAUAACAAUAAUAAUAAUAAUAACAAUAUAAAUGAAAAAUAUUGUAAUAAUAUAUCUACAAGUGACAAAAAUUAUUACAAUCUAAAUAUACAAUAUGUAAAUAAUAAUAUCAUUAUUAAUUUACAUAAUGUAGAAUACAAAUGGGUUCAACAUAACAAUAAUAAUAAUAUACUAAAGAUACAAAAUAUUUUAAAAAAUGUUAAAAAGUGUAUAGAAGAUGAACAUAUAUAUACAAUGAAUAUCGAAUAUGAUGAAAAUAAUGUAAAAGAUUUAUCAAACAAUAUACAAAUAGUUUUAGAUCUCUUGAAAAAGUAUGAUUCGGAAAAUAUUAUGAGCAUUUAUGGAAACUUAUAUUGUAAUUAUUAUGACUGUUUACAAAUUAUACACGAAGAAUUAAUUACUUGUGUAAAUAACAACAACAACAAUAAUAAUAAUAAUAAUAAUAAUUCUUUUAGUAAUGAGGAUAAUAAACUCAAGGAAAAAAUUUGGACCAUGCUAGAAAAUUAUUUUCUGGUACAAAAACUUUAUGUAGAUAUUGAACGAAGCAUUUUAUUAUUAAUGAAGAGCUUGCUAGAUAUAUAUUAUACAAAUAAAGAAUCAGAAUAUUUUUGUUUUGAUAAGAAGAAAAAAGUUUUUUCAGAUAUAAUCGAUGAUAUGCCUGUUUUACAUACAGGUAUAAGGUACGCAGAUAUAUUAAAACAAAAUAUUGAAGAAUUAAAAAAUUUAGAAAAUAAAGAUAUUUUUAUUAAUAUAUUACAAAUUAUUAAAAAUGUAAAAUCAUUUUGUUUAGCUUUUUAUUAUGCAUUAAAUAAAAAACAUGCUGAAGCACAUGUAUUAUUUGAUGUUAUAAAAACAAGAAAUUAUGUAUAUAUUAAAAAAGAACAUAUGAAUAAUAUUAAAUGUCCAACACUUUUAAGAAUAUCUAUUUUAUUUAACAGAUUACAAGAUGUAAUUUCACUAAUCAAUGAAAAAUAUUAUUUUAGACAUUUAUCAAUUUAUGCUUUACAAGUUAAAAAUAAAUCUAUUCAACAAAAGCAAUUAUUCUAUUUAGAUAAUUCUAUGUUCUCUCCUAAAAUGAAACAAAUAUCUUUAAACCCCUUACAUAUAGAUAUGACACAAAUGUAUCGUACAUCUUACUUAUUAGGCCAUGACCAGCAACGAGGAGAAAGAGGUUCAUUAAUAAGGGGAUUAUUACGAUCAUUUUGGAAAUAA
Plasmodium reichenowi is the source of this 2274-nucleotide messenger RNA. Its product is annotated as signal recognition particle subunit SRP68, putative. Gene Ontology annotation, molecular function: endoplasmic reticulum signal sequence receptor activity; signal recognition particle binding; 7S RNA binding. Gene Ontology annotation, cellular component: signal recognition particle, endoplasmic reticulum targeting. NCBI's taxonomy places the organism in Eukaryota, Apicomplexa, Aconoidasida, Haemosporida, Plasmodiidae. The transcript has a single exon. Gene Ontology annotation, biological process: SRP-dependent cotranslational protein targeting to membrane. The coding region runs from base 1 to 2274 and encodes 757 amino acids. The record is from RefSeq and is a predicted model, not a curated record.